UUUUCAAAUCGAUUUGUGUCUCAAUAAUAACAAUCACUGAAAACAAUAAAAUGUAUCGAAAAGGAGAAAAAUACAAAACAAAGCCUGGACGAACAUAUUUCUUUAUAAAUCAGCCUGGUUUUCCGGAAAAAAAAUUUACCGAGGCCAUCAACACAUACUGCAAUGCUUUAAUAAACAGUGAUGGUGGAAUUAUAGUUUUUGGUGUGGAUGAUUCUGGGUAUGUAAAUGGCUUUGAGCUUUCAAGAAAGUAUGAAGACAUGUAUAAAUUACGUUUUGAUGCUGCCAUACGACAAAUGAGACCUACAAUUCAUCCUCAUCAAUACAGGCUAAAUGUCAUGUACAUUGAAAAGCAACGACGUGCCAUAUUUGAGAUCAGAAUGUCUGCAGGCGAGUUAGAACACAUUUAUGAAAACUCAAAGCAAGAAAUGUACAUUGUUAAAGAUAAAAAAUUGUAUGGGCCAUUACAUCCUUGUGAAAUUCAUCAAAUUGUUUUAGCUAAAUUUAAAGAGGAGAUAUCAACUCUCAUCAUUAAAAAUAAUCAACCUCAACAGAUGAAAUUACAAAAUCAAGAAGAAAUCAUUGCUUUAGAAAAUUCAACAGUAAAAAAUACAAUACCAUCCCAAAUUGAGGAGAAGAAAGCACAAAUAAAUAUAAGCUCAGAUGAUCUUGAAAUUGUUAAAGUUGUCAAGAAGUCAAAAUUGAACAAAAUAACAUGGCCUUAAAGAUGUUUCAUUAGAGUAUCGAGUAAAGAGAUUCUUACAAAGUUGAUGAUAAUAUUUAUUGCCUUUCAAGAAUCAAAAUUUUGCACAUUAGAAAAGAAAACUUUCAUUAUUCAUGUUAAUAUUUUAAAUUUACCAUUAUAAAUUCAUUGCUUAAUUAAAGCAGGAGUUUGUAUUUUAUAAAAACUCCUCAUGAA
Molecule: messenger RNA, 916 nt
Organism: Xenia sp. Carnegie-2017
Lineage: Eukaryota; Metazoa; Cnidaria; Anthozoa; Malacalcyonacea; Xeniidae
Product: schlafen-like protein 1
Exons: 5
Coding region: 51-722 (223 amino acids)
Source: RefSeq, a predicted model, not a curated record